Bipolaris victoriae FI3 is the source of this 1299-nucleotide messenger RNA. RefSeq lists its product as hypothetical. Bases 1 to 1299 code for a protein of 432 amino acids. The record is from RefSeq and is a predicted model, not a curated record. Gene Ontology annotation, molecular function: RNA polymerase II cis-regulatory region sequence-specific DNA binding; DNA-binding transcription factor activity, RNA polymerase II-specific. The transcript has 2 exons. Lineage: Eukaryota; Fungi; Ascomycota; Dothideomycetes; Pleosporales; Pleosporaceae. Gene Ontology annotation, cellular component: nucleus. Gene Ontology annotation, biological process: regulation of transcription by RNA polymerase II.
AUGACAGAAUCACCCUCAGACCUAUCAGAAUAUGGGAGCGAUGAUUUCCCCGAGGAUGUAAAAGGAAGCCGUCCACGCAGCUAUGAAGCCACGCCUGACCAUGACCAGCGCCCCAACAAGCGACCACGCCUGAACGUUCGCGCGCCCUCGUCGCCGCCAGCUCCCAUCAAUACGAUGCCGCCAGAUCUAGACGAAGAACUGUCCGAAGACACUGAUGGCUCGGUGCCAGCCUCGCCCCAUCACCACCCGGGCAUGUCGCAAGACGACGACUACGGCCAGGAGCAAGUCACCAUCUGCAAGUGGGACGGAUGCACAGCCGGUGAUCUUCACAACAUGGACAAGCUGGUCGAGCAUCUUCAUGACGAUCACAUUGGAACUCGGCAAAAGAAGUACAGCUGCGAGUGGAGCGAUUGCACUCGAAAGGGCAUCCCCCAUGCUAGUGGCUACGCACUGCGGGCACACAUGCGCUCCCACACGCGCGAGAAGCCAUUCUACUGCACGCUUCCAGAAUGCGACCGCUCCUUCACCCGCUCCGAUGCGUUGGCCAAACACAUGCGCACUGUGCACGAGACCGAAGCCCUGCGACCCUCUGACCCCGUGCCUAAGCAUCACUCGUCUAACCCGACCAACAACAAGCAGCGCCUGAAGCUCGUCCUCAACAACGAAGGCAAGAAGCUACCACACGAUAAGGCCUCGACCCCCGGAUCCCCAUCGCAUCCACCUAACAGCGCAACAGCAGCGGCUGCUGCUGCAACCACAUCCGAAACCGAUUAUUCCCACAACAAUGUCGUCUAUCUACAAGACCUCGCUAGCCCAUCUGGUCCAACACUAGUGCAGUUCCCGCCAGACAUUGAAUUCACAUCCGAAGAGCUACGCAAGCCAGCAAACGAACUAUUCCAGCUACUGCGUAGACAACUGCAGUGGGCAACAAAGGAGGGUGAGCAGCUGCGUGCUGAAGCCGAGGAGCUGGAGCGAGUGCGCCGCGAGGAGUGGCAGGCCAAGGAGCUUUUGCUCGAGAACUUCAUGGAGGCACAAGCAGCGACAGAACGACGGAGACGGGCUGAAGAAGGCAUACCAGAAGAUAUGGAGGGCUGGCAGGCUGUCGAGAAAGAUGUUGCUCCCUCAAGGGCUCUGCCUAUCGCUCCCAAAGAUGGAAAACUUCCCUGGUGGCGCCAGGAGGGUGCUCAGACUCAUAGGCCUGAAGCCAAGAAGGAGGAGCAGCAGCAGCAGCAGCAACCUCCCAAGCCAGCGGAUGUUGCGCAACAAGAAGGUCUCCAGCCACCGGUUCCAGCGGCUUAG